AUGUCCUCCAAACGAGGUUCACCUUCAAGCGACACCGAAUCCUCCUCAAAAAGAGCAAGGAAUUACCCUGCAAUCAACGACUACAACAGAAAUUACCAAGAUUCCGACGCAGAUGCGACUCUCAUAUCUUCUGAUGGGUCGAGUUCAAGUAUCGUUUUUCGAGAUAUGCUGAUCAUCGGAGACAAUUCCGAUCGUAACAUUGAUCUCAGCGAUGAGACCAUCGAGCGAUCCUCGACUGUGUCUCUGUUCCUGCAGACAUGCCAGGGACAAACACCGAAACUCUCAACACAAAAUGAAGUCUUGUCUGAGUACAGCGACCUAAUCGACUUUUGCAAGAAAUACGAUGCUGCACCUGUUCUCCGAAUGAUAUCAGCUUCCCUAUAUCGAUGGUUCCAUGAGAUCGACCUCGGAUCAUGCCAUAUAUUUAUCCUGGGCUGCUUACUGGACACGCCAAAAGUGGUCGCCUUUGCCCUACGGAAUAGCAAGCCUCUGACGUGGUCGGCAAACAAGAUGCUUAUCACGGAGGAGGAGAAAGCAAAAGCUAGAAAUCCGAUCACUACCUUGGAAAAUAUAGUCGACGCCAGGUGGACAGACCCGAGCUCAUGGAGCAUUGAGUUGAUCGAGAUGAUUCCGGAAGCAUACCUAUUUGCCAUGCUCCGAGCUAAUAAACACGGUGGAACUGAUGCAGAAAAGGUGGCAGACGGCUUCGUACAAAUUAUGAAAGAAAUGGGUGAGUACACUGUAUGA
Messenger RNA from Kwoniella mangroviensis CBS 8507, 747 nucleotides. RefSeq lists its product as uncharacterized. Bases 1 to 747 code for a protein of 248 amino acids. The transcript has 3 exons. Lineage: Eukaryota; Fungi; Basidiomycota; Tremellomycetes; Tremellales; Cryptococcaceae. The record is from RefSeq and is a predicted model, not a curated record.